GCUGAAAUUCAAUUCCAUCUAAGCUUAUCGAUAAGCUUCGUAGCUCUUGCUAAGCCUCAACGUUGUCAAUCAUACGAACAUUCCACCUAGCAUUUACGACUUCAAUUCAUAACGGCUAAUAGCCACCAUUGUCGUCAUCACCCUACAAUGCAAAAUAUAUAACUUUCCUUGAAUCAUUUUUUACGUUUGUUUUUUCCCCUCUUAAGCUAGUCAACCCUGUUUUCACUAUCAAUUCAACCAUGUCCGACCUGUACCUCUCGCAUGUUAGGAACUGGAUUCUGAAGUCUCCGCCGGCAGAAUGGGUUAUUAAAAGUGGCCGAGAGCUGCUUAUAGGUACUCUGAAGCAAGGUCCGAUACCACAGCAUGUCGCUUUCGAGAUGGACGGAAAUAGGCGCUUCGCCAAGAAUCACAAGAUCGAAACUAUAGAAGGCCAUCACCUAGGAUUUGAGGCCCUGGCGAGGGUGCUCGAGAUUUGCUACAAGUGUGGCGUCAAGGUGGUUACCGUAUAUGCAUUCAGUAUCGAAAACUUCAAUCGACCCAGGCACGAGGUUAGUGGCCUGAUGGCAAUGGCCAAAGUUAAGCUGGAACAACUUGUUCAACACGGCGAGCUUCUCGACCGGUAUGGUGCUGGUAUCCGGGUAUUAGGAGAGCGUGAUUUAAUCCCGGACGAUGUGUUGCCCUACGUCGACCGAGCCAUCGAGAUGACAAAACAUAAUAAAGAUGCCGUGCUCAACAUAUGUUUCCCUUACACCUCAAGGGCUGAAAUGACCAGUGCGAUAAAAGCUACGGUGGAUGAAUAUACAACAUCACCUCGAUCAACGAACACACCAUUCUCACAGUCGCGAAUCACACAAAAGAUAAGAUCCAACAAGUCGAAAAGGUCGGACUCUUCUUCCCCUAUGGACUCUUCCCUAGAUGAAAAUGGCGUAUCGGACGUUGAUGAUUCUAUGUCUUCGACUACCGCAUUAGAUCCGGAUUCGCCUCCUCUACAGUCAACACCAGUGAAGCCUACCAGGUUCAAGAACCCGGAAAGUAUCACAACUGAGACUAUCAAUAGCCACACGUAUACUGCCGAGUGCCCACCCUUGGAUAUGUUCAUCCGUACUAGUGGUGUUACGAGAUUGAGCGAUUUCAUGUUAUGGCAAUGCCAUGAGAAUACCCAGAUAUUCUUUCUGAAGUGUCUGUGGCCUGAGUUCGAUUUAUGGCACUUUAUUCCCAUCCUUUUAGAAUGGCAAUGGCGACAAAAGAAGCUAACGGAGAAGGAGGGAUCGCGGAAAUGAGUAGACGAACGAUGCAGCAUACCCUUUGUAUUGGCGUUGAGGCGUACUCGUUUGAGAUUAUCUUGGUAGAACCGGCGAUGUACACUUGUCAGCGGUUGAAUUGUGGUGACGUAGGAUAAAUAAUGUACUAUAGAAAAUGGUCUUGUCACGCAAUGAUUGUAAAUAUUGUUUAAAGUAUGCCUAGGUAACUAUAUACUAUUAUACUAUUAUAACUAGA
This is a messenger RNA of Daldinia loculata, 1497 nucleotides long. RefSeq names its product Undecaprenyl diphosphate synthase. Gene Ontology annotation, cellular component: membrane; dehydrodolichyl diphosphate synthase complex; endoplasmic reticulum. Bases 240 to 1280 code for a protein of 346 amino acids. Gene Ontology annotation, molecular function: ditrans,polycis-polyprenyl diphosphate synthase [(2E,6E)-farnesyl diphosphate specific] activity. The transcript is spliced from 2 exons. Lineage: Eukaryota; Fungi; Ascomycota; Sordariomycetes; Xylariales; Hypoxylaceae. The record is from RefSeq and is a predicted model, not a curated record.